UAUCACGAAUAAUGAUAAUGUGGUAAUUAAGCCAAGCGUGAACUGGGAAUUGUGGAUUAUGUUCAGCGGGAUUUUUAGUUUCCGGGGAUUUCCAGGUGAUGAUUUUUUUAGGAAAGUUGCUGUGCGGUUGUGGUACCAAGUAUGUGGUGAGAAGAGGCGGCACCAUGGGGUCUUCGUUGAGUACUGUGAGACCUGAGGAGCUCGUGGAUUUCAGGAAACUGAACACUUCCAUCGAAAAUGUGGAAGUGCCCGCACGACCGGAAAAUAGGACUGUGACGGAUAAGAAAGGAUUCGUUAUUUUUGGAAUUGCCAUACUGAUUUUGAUACCUUUCCUAGUGUACACCUUGGUCAAUGCGGAUUCUAGACACCUAACUCACUACAGUGACAACUGCGGAAACUUCUGUGGACUCAAAAACCCCACAAUCGACGGUGUUCCUUGCUCUGGUCAAGAUUUCACACUUAAUAGAUAUGUCAAUGAAAAACGUGAAUGUGUUUCACAAAAUCAAUUCGAGAACAAAUUGAGCGUGCUACAACCGACGAACGAUUUCUGGAAUGAGGAAAAUCAAUUUCGGGCAAAUAGCUUUGAUAUAUCGAAGGUUUUCACGACCAAGAACAGCAUUUGGUGGAGGUACCUCUUGGCGAUAUUCUUUACAAUCGCUUUAGGUGUAAUCACACUGGUACUGUUGAGGUUUGCUCCAGCUCCAUUUGUGUGGGGAAUUUUGAUUUUUUCGGUGCUGGUUUUGUUAGCUGCUACAGGAUUUUUAUGGAUUUUGUACUUUCAAAAAUAUGCAAUCUCCCUGCUACCGAUUCUUGUUUGGACAAUUUUUGUUGUGAUAAUACUGAUAAUAUUUAUAGUUAUAUUUAAGAGAGUAGGUUUGGUUAUUCAAUUAUACAAAGAAACAACCAAAGUUCUUGCUGCUAUGCCCCUAGUAGUGUUUUUCCCAAUUUUCACUUCUUUCAUCCAAAUUGUUGUGUUUGUAGCAGCUAUUGUCACCACCUUCCGGAUGUUCUUCUUUCGACAACUCACAAAGCGCGACGAAAAUAUGUACAAGUACGAACUGUCCGCAGUCGCAAUUUUCACAAUCAUUUUCAAUAUAAUCGUUGCCAGUUGGGCUAUGCGAUUUGUGGCAGGAAUUCAGUAUAUGACCAUCUCUGGAGGUGUGGCACGGUGGUACUUUUCCAAAAAUAAAGAUCAGUUAGAUUCUCCAGUUUGGUCUAGCUUUAAAGUUACAGUGAGGUACCAUCUCGGUACUAUCGCUUUUGGGUCUUUCUUGCUGACGCUGUUCGCCGUAGUGAAAGCGCUUCUGAAGAUGUUUUUCAGAAAUGCGUGCUGUAGGUUUUGCAUGCAUUUCUGCUGCAACAAUGUCGAUAUACUUCUCAACUUUUUGUCUGGAAAUUCAUAUAUACAGACAGCAAUUCAUGGACAGUCUUUUCUGAGAUCGGCCAAACGUGCUACAAAAUUACUUCUAGCAAAUAUUGGCAACAUUUUCGCUAUAAACUGUGUUGGAGAUUUUAUUUUGGCAAUGAUUAUAAUGCUUAUCACUCUACUCGCCACAGCAGUUUCCUUUGCGCUCUUUAUGGAUGUGGGUCCGGCGGGAAUACAAGGUACUGUCACGUGUUUCAUAAUAAAUUUGGUCAUUGUUUACAUAAUAUUUGGCACUUUUCAAACCAUAAUUGAUAGUCUCUUCAUAUGCUUUUGUGAGGAUUCAGUCAUGAAUGACGGUAUAUCAAGACCAUACUAUAUGUCUCGAGGUCUGAUGGAGUUUAUAGAAAAUGCGAAAAAGGCACAAGGGCAACAACUUACACAUUAAAAUACUUCCUACUAGCCUUUCUUCUCCUGAUAUAUGUAUAAUUUACCUUUUAGGCCGCAGCUACAUAUUUUAUGAUUAAUUUAUGUCCAGAUCUACCUCGUCUCUAUUUAAUAAACAAGCACAUGUACGUUUAUGAAUUAGGUAUGUACUUAAAUACAUAUUUCAUAUCUGACAUCGAUAUUAUUAUUAAUAUUAUUAAUAUUGUUAAUGUAUGUAAUUUUGAACAUGUUCAAACCGAGAGAGCAAUGAAACAUGCAAUCAAAGACAAAUUUUCACAAAUCGAUGGCUGUUUUUGGUCGUGUUUUUUUGC
Molecule: messenger RNA, 2121 nt
Organism: Zophobas morio
Lineage: Eukaryota; Metazoa; Arthropoda; Insecta; Coleoptera; Tenebrionidae
Product: choline transporter-like protein 1
Exons: 13
Coding region: 99-1811 (570 amino acids)
Biological process (GO): transmembrane transport
Molecular function (GO): transmembrane transporter activity
Source: RefSeq, a predicted model, not a curated record